Molecule: messenger RNA, 1592 nt
Organism: Suillus discolor
Lineage: Eukaryota; Fungi; Basidiomycota; Agaricomycetes; Boletales; Suillaceae
Exons: 7
Coding region: 1-1401 (466 amino acids)
Source: RefSeq, a predicted model, not a curated record
AUGACAUCGGCAAUCAAGGACGAUGAUGCUGUAAAGACACCUAAAUAUUUUCCUCCACUCUUGUCCAAGAAAUUCAACAUCACUGAUGUUAAGCAAGAUGCGCUCAAGUGGGAUAAGGAGUGGGAAGCGGCGAUUGCAUCUUCAACCGCAGCAGACAUCCUCAAGGAGAUGUCUCGUUUCCUAGGUGACUCUUGCUUCACUCCUGACACCAUAAAGGUCCAAAAUACCGUAGCCAAGAUCCUGCAUAGACUGUUCGACGAAGGUCACUUUGACACCAUCUGGUUGUUGUUGAAUGUUGCGGAGAAGAAGAGACAUAUCCAUGAAGGCCUGAAGGGGGCUUGUGAAGCACGUACGUUGUGGGGGCAAGAUUGUCGUGCUCUUUGCCCGGAGGUCACAGGUGGGAAGGGCUUCGUCGACUUUCUCGCUCGUGUCUUAGAGUUAUCCGAGUCAUCCCUUCAACCAGCAUUUCUACCAAACUCAUGGUGGGAACAGGCGUCGAACCUGCCAAAUCCAUGGUGGACAAGACACUUUGUUCUGUCCUCAGUGUUUUCAGUCGUAAGUGACAUCACCAAUCGUAGCAAGGGGAUGAAGGGGGUCCUGUACCUCAUGGAGAAUACAAAGGGAUAUGUCGCUCGAGCUUUAGCACAGGCCAAAACGACUACCAGGGAUAAACCUCUUGUCCGCUGUGAAAACUGCACGAAGACUCCAGAAGAAAUAGGACAAGGUGUUCGUUUCAUGGUGUGCAGUGUUUGCAAAGCGAAACUCAACUUCGAGAUACAUUAUUGUUCUCAAUCCUGCCAGAAACAAGACUGGUCUCUUCACAAACGGGCUUGUGGCAAGAAGCCAGUGUCGAAGGGUCUAAGCGGAACCAAGGGAGACUCCCUUUGGGCAUUCGGCGACUCCAAUCCCACCGCCGAAAUGCUUCGCAACUUUGACAAGGAAGGUCGGCAGCUCACGAGCCUCAGAGACAUUGGCGUAAAUCCCUGUAAGGGUAAACGCACCCCUGCUGCGGAGCGUCAAGCCGAGAUGCUUGAAGCCGACCGAAAUGUCGAUUACUUCCUCUUCACUGCGAGCGGUGAAGCAGUUCGCUUUGUAAUUGAUGAUCCAGGAGCUAAAAUGAUUUUCCGCAUCAACCGCGGUUGGGUUAUGACGCAGGUUACUAGUGACACCGGUGUUGAUGCUAUGGGAGAGUACAUACUCAAAGUCAUGAGCGGAUAUCCCGGAUUGAGUCGGAGCAUCAUCCUGAAGCAACUCUGUGAGGAACACGGGGAGGGCACUACCGAAAAGAUCGCGUGGCUGGAGAAGAAGAGUCGAGAACAUGGAAAGAGUACGUUUAUAGAGGGUUGGGUGAAAGAUUCUUCGCCCCUGUUUGGGGAUUGGUCUUGGCUCGGACUGCUUUGAACGUUUUGAAGUGUCGCUAUGCAUGUCAGAGAUUCGGGUUUCGCUCGCGACCAUUAACCAUGUUCUUUUUAAAAAUUUCAAUUCCGCUUCGUUUUCAUUUGGGUUGUCUUUGUCGAUAGUCUUCGAAUAAGUGUACAGUAUCCGUUGAUGUAGUACUCAUUUCACAACUGACUGCAUAUUGAAUUUUGCAA